UCACACUCUGCCAAAGGCUAUUGCUUGAUUUCUGUGCUAGAGACGAUGAAAACUUAUUCAGCCGAGGAGGGCCUAACAGAGGAAGCCGUAGUCACUAAGCUGCGCAUAUGCCGUUAUCAUCAUCUGUACCUUCACAGUUCUUUGAGGAAUAAUUCUUCAGGGACAUCACGCUGGGGGGAAUUCGGCGAGGGAGGGCUCUUGUGGGGAGAGUGUAGUGGAAAGUCUUUUGACUGGUUUGAUGGCUCUCCUAUUGAGGAUCUUUUAUGCAAGCUUUCAUUUGUCAAGGUAAGAGAAAUAUAUGGCCUGGACGAGAAGACUAUUUUUCGCAACGUCACUAUCUCGUUGGAAGGGAGGCCUCAACCUUUGUAUCUCGGAACUGCUACUCAAAUUGGAGUGAUACCAACCGAGGGAAUUCCCAGUUUACCAAAAAUGCUACUCCCUCCAAACUGUGGCGGGCUUCCAUCAAUGUAUAUUAGAGAUCUUCUUCUUAAUCCUCCAUCUUUUGAUGUUGCGUCUGCAAUUCAAGAUGCUUGCAGGCUUAUAGGCAGCAUAAACUGUUCGAUUCCUGAAUUUACUUGCAUACCAUCAGCAAAGCUUGUGAAAUUACUCGAGUCAAAAGAGGUUAAUCACAUCGAAUUUUGUAGAAUAAAAAAUGUCCUUGACGAAAUUAUGUUAAUGAAUGGAAACGCUGAGCUUUCAGCUAUCCAGGAAAAAUUGCUUGAACCUGCUUCGGUGGUUACUGGUUUGAAAGUUGAUGCUGAUAUACUAAUUAAAGAAUGUAGACUUAUUUCACAACGUAUAGGUGAAGUGAUAUCUUUAGGUGGCGAAAUUGAUCAGGCAAUAACUUCAUCGGAGUAUAUUCCCAAGGAGUUCUUUAAUGAUAUGGAGUCAUCUUGGAAGGGGCGUGUGAAAAGGGUCCAUGCUGAAGAAGAGUUCGCGAAUGUUGAUGCGGCUGCUAAGGCAUUAUCAACUGCAGUCACUGAAGAUUUUCUGCCAGUUAUUGUAAGAGUAAAAUCUGUGAUGUCCUCGCAUGGAGGUUCCAAAGGGGAAAUCUCUUAUGCAAAAGAACAUGAAGCUGUUUGGUUUAAAGGGAGGCGAUUCACACCAAAUGUUUGGGCGGACACACCUGGUGAACAACAGAUAAAACAGCUAAAGCCUGCGAUUGAUUCAAAAGGUAGAAAAGUUGGGGAAGAAUGGUUUACAACAGCCAAAGUUGAGACUGCUUUAGCCAGGUAUCAUGAAGCUUGUGAUAGUGCAAAGGGUAAAGUUCUUGAGCUAUUGAGGGGUCUUUCAAGUGAAUUACAGGAGAAGAUCAAUAUCCUUGUCUUCUGCUCAACGCUGCUCAUCAUAACCAAAGCACUUUUUGGUCAUGUUAGUGAGGGUCUAAGAAGGGGCUGGGUGCUUCCUGCUAUAUAUCCCUUGUCAAAGGACUAUAGUGUGGAAGAAAGCUCAAGUGAAAUGGAUUUAUUAAAACUCUUUCCUUAUUGGCUUGAUGAUACUAAUCAAGGGAAUGCAAUACUGAAUGAUGUCAACAUGCGAUCUUUGUUUAUUCUGACUGGUCCAAAUGGUGGAGGUAAAUCCAGUAUGUUGCGAUCAGUCUGUGCGGCUGCAUUGCUUGGAAUAUGUGGCUUGAUGGUGCCAGCUGGUUCAGCUGUCAUCCCACACUUUGAUUCCAUCAUGCUGCAUAUGAAGGCCUAUGAUAGCCCAGCCGAUGGGAAAAGUUCGUUUCAGAUUGAAAUGUCAGAGAUACGAUCUUUAGUAACACGAGCUACUGGUAGGAGUCUUGUUCUCAUUGAUGAAAUAUGUAGGGGCACAGAAACUGCAAAAGGGACCUGUAUAGCUGGUAGCAUCAUUGAAAGACUUGAUGAUGUUGGCUGCCUAGGCAUCAUAUCAACCCAUUUGCAUGGCAUUUUUGACCUGCCUCUUUUACUCAACAACACCGAUUUCAAAGCUAUGGGAUCAGAAGUGGUCAAUGGGUGCAUUCAGCCAACAUGGAGACUUACUGAUGGUAUCUGUAGAGAAAGCCUUGCUUUUCAAACAGCCAGGAAGGAAGGUAUGCCUGACUUGAUUGUUAAAAGAGCAGAGGAACUAUAUUUGACUAUGAGCAGAAGCAACAGACAGACAUCAUCAACAGUCCACCAUGGGCCUUCCGUUGUCAACUCUAAUGUAAAUGGCUUGGUUGAUAUGCCUGGUGGUCUGGGAAAUGGACUCGAACUUAUGUCAGGUGCUUUUGCACUGCUGCAAAAGGAUGUCGAAAGCAUUGUUACUGCAAUAUGCAAGGAUAAACUGUUAGAUCUCUACAACAAAAGAAGCAUCUCAGAGCCGGUUGAGGUGGUUUGUGUUACUGUAGGUGCUAGACAGCAACCACCACCUUCAACCGUUGGCAGGUCCAGCAUCUAUAUCAUUAUCAGACGUGACAACAAGCUCUAUGUUGGACAGACGGAUGAUCUCUUGGGCCGUCUUCGUUCUCAUAGGUUGAAGGAAGGAAUGCAGGAUGCCACGAUAUUAUAUAUUGUGGUUCCUGGUAAGAGCGUUGCAUGCCAACUGGAGACUCUUCUCAUAAAUCAGCUGCCUUCGAAAGGUUUUAAGCUCACCAACAAGGCAGAUGGCAAACAUCGAAAUUUUGGUAUGCCUGUCAUCUCUGGAGAAGCCAUUGCUGCCCACUGAACCGGUCGACUGAACAUCCAGUUUAACCGGUCUCUUUUGGCUUAUGGGAGGCAGGAGCUAACCGUCACCAGGUCGUCCGCCCCAAAUUUUGUCUGACUGGUAGUAGCGCCCACCUAUGUUCAUAGUAGGGGUAAAUUUUGUUCCAAGUGUAAGGAUUACUAAUGCAAACAUUUUACAAUGUAAUACUCCCUCUA
This is a messenger RNA of Lolium rigidum, 2861 nucleotides long. RefSeq names its product DNA mismatch repair protein MSH1, mitochondrial-like. The record is from RefSeq and is a predicted model, not a curated record. Gene Ontology annotation, cellular component: nucleus. Gene Ontology annotation, molecular function: ATP-dependent DNA damage sensor activity; mismatched DNA binding; ATP binding. Lineage: Eukaryota; Viridiplantae; Streptophyta; Magnoliopsida; Poales; Poaceae. The transcript has 14 exons. Gene Ontology annotation, biological process: mismatch repair. Bases 46 to 2667 code for a protein of 873 amino acids.